Molecule: messenger RNA, 666 nt
Organism: Pterocles gutturalis (yellow-throated sandgrouse)
Lineage: Eukaryota; Metazoa; Chordata; Aves; Pterocliformes; Pteroclidae
Gene: FADD
Product: Fas (TNFRSF6)-associated via death domain
Exons: 3
Biological process (GO): signal transduction; regulation of apoptotic process
Molecular function (GO): protein binding
Source: RefSeq, a predicted model, not a curated record
GUAGGCCCCGGCGCCAUGGAUCCGUUCCUGACUCUGCUGCACUCUUUCUCCUCGAGCUUUUCGGACCGUGAGCUUUCUUCCUUGAAGUUUCUCUGCGGGGGGAAGAUUGGGAAAAGGAAACUUGAGGCUGUGCAAAGUGGCGGGGGGGGGCUCCUUUUUUAGCAGCAGCUGAUUGCAAGCGACAAGGUAGAGUUUCUUGAAGGCUUGCUUAAGAACAUUAAAAGAGAAGAUUUGAUCUCGCAGCUAAAGCAGUUCGUAGAGGAAAGAGAAGUGAAUGCUCCUGAUGAUCAACCAGAGGUGCAUGAAAGACGUCUUCUGGAGGCAGCUAUUGAAGUCAUAUGUGAAAAUGUUGGGAGAGACUGGAAAAUGCUGAUACGAAAACUUGGCAUUUCUGAACCAAAACUGGACAGAAUAGUGGCAGCCAAUCCAUUUAAUUUGCAGGAACAGUUGUUUAAGUCACUUAGGGAGUGGCUGAAAUGGAAGGGAAAAGAUGCAAAGGUGACUGACUUAAUAAAAGCUCUUCGGGGCUGUAAUAUGAAUUUGGUGGCAGACAAAAUACUUGAAGAGGAGAGGCUGUUUUUUUCCUACUGUACCUGCGUGACUGUUAGCUCCUUUCGAGUUUAUUCCAUGGUGCCAUUACUACGAGGGCUGGGUGUCAGCAUAUAA